GGAUAAUUUGCAUUAUCCUAUUAUCCUUAACAUCGCAGUUUUGGCAUACUGCUGCCAUGUAAACUGGCUUUUAACGCAGUACCCAUGAAACCGUACAUUACGAGUGUCUUUGAAUGCAACAGUAGCCUUCAGCUGUCUGGGAACCGAGCAGCUGUCACACUUCUGUGUGUGCCCCUAGAAAACGACACGUAUUGUUAUUUUUAAGAGGCUUUGCCAGAAUGGCUCGCGGGCAUCAAAAGCUGCAGUCUCAGCAGAAAAAUGCCAAGAAACAGGCGGAGAUGAAAAAGGCCAAGGGUCACGAUCAAAAGACGGCAGCCAUGGCAGCGCUAGUGUUCACCUGCGCUGUGUGCAGGUCCCAGAUGCCCGACCCAAAAACCUUCAAGCAACACUUCGAGAGCAAGCACCCGAAAUCCCCUAUGCCCCCUGAGUUAGAGGGAGUGGAGGCAUAACCGCUCACCCUGGAUUUCCUUCACGGCCCUGCACCGACUCUGCACUUGGUCUCAGUCUGACAGCAAAGGAUGAUUUUAUGUAAUUAACAUGAAGCAGUUAACUUCAUUUCGGCUUUAAACGGGCUGGGUUGCCUUUAACGCGGUGCUUCCUCCCAUCCAGUCCUCUUCUCGCUUGUGUUUAAUUACAUGCAGAACUAAACUUAAACACCCGUUUUAAUUUCAGGGCCACUGAAGACCGAUUCAAUCCAAGUGGUGAAGGUUUCUCUCUUCAUUCACACAGUUCCUCUGAACAGAUGCCUCGCUGCCCUGAUGUGUCUUGCUGCUAAUGCUCGUACCUCUAUAUCUGAGCCUUUUGAUGGGUUAACAUGACACAUGAGGUAAAAGGCAAACGGCUUCCUUAAACAAAGCAUGGAUUUCGCUUGGGUGGGAGAAUUCUGAUUUUUAUAUUUUCUGCAAUCAAGAGAAUGAUAUAACAAAUGUGUACUUUGAGUAUUGGAUCAAAAAAGGAUCAUAUUCUCAUAUUAGUUGUUUAAUAUGGAAUUAUUCCACAGUGCUGUCUGCCAUAUAAUACUGCAAUCUUUCAUUUAAUAAGAACUUUAUGUUGGGUCACAAAAAUGUGAAGUUUUUCCCCAUUUCCAAGCUGCUACAUGAGUUGUAAGUUAAUCCGAUUUAAUGGGAGCGUGUCAGCAACAUAUGUACACUUGGAAAAUGAAUGCUUCAAUGAUGUAUUAUAGCAUUUUAGUAAAUUUUACUUUCUGUAUAUCUGCGUUUCUCUAGAAGGUGUUUCUUUUCAUAAAAUGACAACUUUUCUGCCUGA
This is a messenger RNA of Anarrhichthys ocellatus (wolf-eel), 1266 nucleotides long. RefSeq names its product zinc finger protein 706 (gene znf706). The record is from RefSeq and is a predicted model, not a curated record. The transcript is spliced from 3 exons. NCBI's taxonomy places the organism in Eukaryota, Metazoa, Chordata, Actinopteri, Perciformes, Anarhichadidae. Bases 219 to 449 code for a protein of 76 amino acids.